ACCAGAGUGACUUACUGUGCGCAGGCCCUGCCUUCCUUUUCGGCACAUUCCCGAUGGCUGUGCCUUUGUCUUGGCGAAUAGAGGAAGCUGGGUACUUUCCACGAUGCAUCCAGUUCUCAAGGAGUGAAGUGAAGUGAGGCGAAGCGAAAUGACAUGCAGUGGAGAACGUGAGGAAGGUGCCACUUCCACUGAAGACGCGAAGGCAAGCCCAGCGUAACACAGCAGAGCUACUCCACCAUCAUUACCACCUUCCUUCCUUCGUGUCUAUAUCGACACUUCUCUGCGCCAUUCUUUGUUUUUUAAGACGUUCGACAUGGCAAACCUUUCUGCCUCCCUGGCCUCCACUGCAGACGAUGUCAUCACUUGCAAAGCGGCAGUGGCAUACGAGCCCAACAAGCCGCUGACUUUAGAGGAAAUCCACGUUGCUCCACCCGAACCUUCGGAAGUACGCAUCAAGAUCACCAACGGUGCAAUUUGUCAAACUGAUCUAUACUACUUGAAAGGGAAGGAUGCAGACAAAAUAUUUCCUCGCAUUUUCGGUCACGAAGGAGCAGGAGUAGUGGAGAGCGUGGGCAGUGACAUCAAGAAUCUGAAGCGGGGAGAUAAGGUGAUCCCUGCAUGGAUGGCUGAAUGCAAGAAAUGCCCGAAGUGCCUGCGCGGAAAGUCUAAUAUCUGUGACACCCUUGUGUACAACUGGAGCAAUGGUUUUAUGCCAUCGGACAAGAAAACAACGCGUUUCUCUAAAGCUUCCAAUGGAAUGCCAAUUAACCAUUUCUUCGGUACUUCAACAUUCAGUCAGUACACUGUCUGCGACGAAGCUUGUGUAGCUAAAAUUAAUCCCGAGGCCGAUCUCUCUAAAGUUUGCCUUUUAGGUUGCGGUGUACCCACAGGAAUCGGAUCUGCGUGGAACAUCGCGAAAGUAACCCCUGGUUCCUCAGUGGCGGUGUUCGGUUUGGGCACCAUUGGACUUUCGGUAGUGGAAGGAGCGAAGGUAGCUGGGGCAUCCAUGAUCAUUGGGAUUGAUAGAGAUGACCACAAACUCAAACAAGGUCUUGAGUGGGGACUCACAGAUACCCUGAAUACAUGCGGCCUUGCCAAGCCCAUUGAAGCAAUCAUUAAAGAAAUGACAGAUGAUCAAGGGGUUGAUUUUUCCUUCGAUUGUACUGGCAACCCUGGGGUCAUCUACUCUGCAAUGGAAUGCGCCAAUCCAGCUGGGGGGGUAGCAGUAAUCCUUGGUUUGAUGGAUUCCUCGAAGGAAAUUUCAUUCCAUCCCAGCAAGCUUUUGUGGGGGAAGUCGUGGACUUCAGGGUUAUUCGGGGGUUUCAAAGGAAGGUCUCAGUUGCCAGACUUGGUUGACAAAUGUGUAGAAGGGGUAAUCAAUUUGGACCACUACAUUACGCACAAGAUGCCAUUCUCGGAAAUAAACAAGGCCGUGGAGUUGCUGGAGAAGGGAGAAUGCUUGCGCUGUGUGAUGGACUACGACCGCUGAUUGAUUCCUUCAUGUCUUAGUGCAUGGUUUGACAAUCAUUGUUUACAGUCACUUAAAAAUUAUGGCGAUAGUUUCCUGGUAAUACAUACUAAUGUGUGAAAGUGCGGUGUUUAAUGUUCGUAAAAAAUACAUAGUAUAUACGAUAUGUUUACAUUAGGCGAUAGUUUUGGGAAGCUUAGAUAUUGGUCAGACCUUCCAAAUCUUCCCCAGACUUGUUUUGCAAGUUUAACUUGUGUGCACUCACUGGCUGUAGUAAAGAGUCGGAACAGUAACGACUGUAA
Molecule: messenger RNA, 1770 nt
Organism: Physcomitrium patens
Lineage: Eukaryota; Viridiplantae; Streptophyta; Bryopsida; Funariales; Funariaceae
Product: alcohol dehydrogenase class-3
Biological process (GO): formaldehyde catabolic process
Cellular component (GO): cytosol
Molecular function (GO): alcohol dehydrogenase (NAD+) activity; S-(hydroxymethyl)glutathione dehydrogenase [NAD(P)+] activity; zinc ion binding
Source: RefSeq, a predicted model, not a curated record